This is a messenger RNA of Filobasidium floriforme, 342 nucleotides long. RefSeq lists its product as uncharacterized. The annotation marks the transcript as partial. The transcript has a single exon. The record is from RefSeq and is a predicted model, not a curated record. NCBI's taxonomy places the organism in Eukaryota, Fungi, Basidiomycota, Tremellomycetes, Filobasidiales, Filobasidiaceae.
GGGCCAAAUCGUGGAUCUUUCAUGCAAGGGCCAUCGACCAGGAACGUCAGGGUAGAGCGGCAAUGGCGACAAGUGGGAGAGUCAAUCACCCAGAUGUUCAGCCGAGUCUUCUUGGAAAUGGAGUCUUUACACGACCUAUACCGAGAGGAGCCCGUCGACAUCUAUUGCCUUCACUAUGUCUUCCUUCCCUACCUCAAUCACGUCAUAUCAUACUAUGUUGACGGUUGGAAUCACCACGGGAUGUCAAAUCGAGGUUUGGGUGGGCUGAGUCCUAUCCAAAUGUGGUACCGAGGUGCGUUGUUACCCUUCCGAAGCCCUACUCAGCCUACGCAGGCCAAUUGA